AAUAUUUGGUAUAGUCACGAUUCUGAUGAUAUUGAGUUCGAGCUAUGAAUUUUACACAAAGUGUUAUCAAAAAAACCCAAUUGCAAUCCUGUUGACGUUCUCCAUUUUCACAAAUGGAAGACGUCUAUUUUCUAUAAGCACCAACAAAUCAAGGAAUAACAUUGACUGUCUCACAGGAAUUCGAGUUUUGUCAACUUUUUUAAUCAUGAAUCAUCACUCCUAUACAAAUAUUCAUGGUUCUCCGAUUAUAAAUAAACAAGAUCACAUAGAUCGACUUUAUAACCCAGGAGUUUAUCUUGCCUUGAAUGGAAGUAUAGCAGUGGAUUCGUUUCUUUUUAUGGGAGGUCUGCUGGUCGCUUGGAUUGGAUUUAGAGAACUUGAUAAAACAUCUGGGAAAAUUAAUCCUUUAAUGAACAUCAUCCAUCGAUACCUUAGAUUGACUCCUGUCCUAGGAGCAGGACUCUUAAUGGCAUAUAGCGUGAACAGGAUUCUUUACACAGGUCCAGUGAUGGAUGUCCAAUUGAAUAAAAAUGGAUGUGAUAGCACCAACUGGUGGCCUGUUUUACUUUACAUUCAGAACUACUAUGUUCAGAAUACGAGGUGUUACGAAGAAUCCUGGUAUUUAGCUAUUGACUUCCAAUUAUAUGCUCUCUCACCAAUUCUUUUAAUUCCAAUGUGGAAAUGGGGGCAUAAGUUCACACCGAUCUUACUUGUAGCUGCACUGGCAUCAAUAGCUUCUGCAAUGGCAGUUUGCUUUUCUGAGGGUUAUGUUGCCCUAACGUUUGGAAAGAAUCCUCAUGAAUGGGAGAAGGUCUACACUCCGACGCAUACGAGAUGUUCAACUUGGUUACUUGGUCUUGCUUUUGGAUACUUCCUCCAUACAAAUCGUCAAACAAACUUUCACAUACCAAGAGUCUUUCAAUUUAUCGCUUGGUUGCUUAGCUUCUUUACCUUGACUGCUAUACUCUUUGGGCCAUAUUUUUCAUUGAGUGCCUAUGGUCAAGCAACAGUUUUUGAAGCAGCAAUGUACGAAGGCCUUAAACAUAUCUCUUGGGGCCUAGCCCAUGCUUGGAUAACAUUUGCUUGUUACUAUGGAUAUGGUGGAUUUAUUGACACAUUCUUAUCACAUCCAUUUUGGCAGCCACUUGGACGUUUGACAUAUGCAAUUUAUAUGAUGCAUAUAUCAAUUCAACAAAUGCAUUUUGGAAUGAUAAGAACACAAAUAUACUUUUCUGUUUAUAAUCAGUUCUUAUAUUUUUGGAGUGGGUUUGGAAUAACAAUCUUUGUAGCGAUUUAUGUAACACUCGCUUUUGAAUCGCCAAUUUUAGUUUUAGAAAAGUUUAUAUUCGGAAGGCGAAAACCAGUUAAAAAUCUAAAUACAGAACCAAAUACAGUUGUACCUCUCAGUAUUUUAAAUGACCAGGCUUAUAAAUAACUACGAGUUUUAUAUUUCAAUAUUAUAAUAUUAUUUCAUUGAAAGUCCGAUUUUGGAGAUUUGAGAUUUAAA
Messenger RNA from Eupeodes corollae, 1507 nucleotides. Its product is annotated as nose resistant to fluoxetine protein 6-like. Lineage: Eukaryota; Metazoa; Arthropoda; Insecta; Diptera; Syrphidae. The coding region runs from base 26 to 1435 and encodes 469 amino acids. The transcript has 8 exons. Gene Ontology annotation, molecular function: acyltransferase activity, transferring groups other than amino-acyl groups. The record is from RefSeq and is a predicted model, not a curated record.